UCAGCAAAAUGAUUUUGAUGUUUACUUCAGACUAGAUUGUUUUAUGCUUGCAGCUAACUACAGCUGUUGUGAAUCGCCCGUUUCUCCUGAUUUUGUUGUCCACUUCAUACAGUCUCUCCCACAAGGAUCAAUACCAGUUAUUAUUUCUGAUACCUACCAUUGUGCCGCUUCAGAAUCUGGUUCCGUAGUAAAGGAAUUACAGAAGAACUCUAUUAAGAUAGUGACGAACUCACUGACGUUCCGUUCUCUUGGAGAACUUCAAUAUGGAGUCACAAACCUGGAGAAAACCAUCGAGUGUUUAUCUGGAGACUCUAAACAAAUCUUUAUCUUCACUCUGUGUUUCAAUGUUGCUAGACUUCUACCUCAAGUUGAUAAGAUUUACCGAAGUUUUCCGUGGGUAAGAUGGGUUCUGUUAACUACAGGGCAGAAACAAAUGUCUGAUUAUACACUAUUUCAAGAAUAUCCUUUUUCAUCCUGCAAAAUUGCCAUGCCCUAUGAGGCUAUGACUGGUUGUAGCUCAGGACAUUGCUCCAAACGCCAAAAAACCAAUUACAUAAUUGAAGGUCCAGACAUUGAGAAUUUCAACUGCAGUAAGAGAGUAAGGAUAGCCAAAUGGGUUGACAAAAAAUUUCUACCAGGAAAGCCAAAUGACUUUUUCUGUAUUUCUAGACAUCUCCAUUUUAGCGGACGAAAACUCCGUGUAGCAGCAGUGAGUCUUUUCCCAUUCUUCGUCCAGGAAGUCGAUUCAACCGGAGAGAUAAAAGGAAAAGAAGGCAUUGAUCUAAAACUUUUAGAGAUUUUGGCAGAAAAAUACAACUUUAGGCCUGCUUAUAUUUAUGGGAAUGAACUCACUGACACUGCAGCAAAAUCAGUCUGCACUGGUAAUAUAACAGCCUUGCCUGUUCUUUAUUUGGAUUUCAAGGCAAGACUUCACAACAGUUGA
Molecule: messenger RNA, 943 nt
Organism: Limulus polyphemus (Atlantic horseshoe crab)
Lineage: Eukaryota; Metazoa; Arthropoda; Merostomata; Xiphosura; Limulidae
Exons: 6
Coding region: 44-943 (299 amino acids)
Source: RefSeq, a predicted model, not a curated record